ACCAUUGGCCGGCCCCACCCUCGACCCGAUCCCAGCCCUGAGUUCGGCUGCCAACUUCCCCCGAUUUGGAGCUACGGGCCAACGUAGGGACAAAAUCCUCCCUCCUCGUUUCUCUUCCGCCAGUUUCGUCUUCAUCAGUAUACCGGGAGGCGGGUGCGAGUCCUAAGAUCGGACUCCUCCCCUCGCCCGUAGAGGCCCCGGCUCCCCUCCUCUUCCUCCACCUCCUCCUCCUCCUCCGCCCCGAUGCUGCGAUGGUUGAUCGGCGGAGGCCGAGAGCCCCAGGGAUUGGCCGAGGUGGGGGUUCCAAGAAGUCUCCAGUACAGACGAUAGGUGAGGAGCAGACUCAGAAUCCCUACACUGAACUGCUGGUACUGAAAGCGCAUCAUGACAUGGUACGAUUUCUAGUACAGUUAGAUGACUACAGAUUUGCAUCUGCUGGAGACGAUGGAAUUGUGUUUUUGUGGAAUGCUCAGACAGGAGAAAAGAUUUUUGAGCUCCACGGGCAUACACAAAAAAUAACAGCUAUAACUGCAUUUCCUUCCUUGGAUUCUUAUGAAGAUAAAAGUCAAUGGAUCUUAACAGCUUCUGCUGAUAGGACUGUUAUUAUUUGGGAUUGUGAUACUGGCAGACAAGUUCAGAAAGUAUCAUGCUUCCAUUCCACAGUCAAGUGUUUGACAGUUCUUCAGAGACUGGAUGUUUGGCUGUCUGGUGGUAGUGACCUCUGCGUUUGGAACCGAGAAUUAGAUCUCCUGUGUAAGACUAGUCACCUCUUUGAUACAGGGAUCAGUGCUUUGAUUGAGUUACCUAAGAACUGUGUCGCAGCAGCAGUUGGCAAAGAACUGAUCAUUUUUAGGUUAAUAUCAUCUACAGAAGGGUCUGUAGGCUGGGAUGUUCUUGAAGUUAAACGCAUCCUUGAUCAUCAGGAUAAUAUUCUGUCAUUAGUUAACAUUAAUGAUUUGAACUUUGUCACCGGCUCCCACAUCGGGGAGCUGAUUGUCUGGGAUGCCUUGGAUUGGACAGUGCAGGCCUAUGAACGCAACUUCUGGGACCCAUCUGUACAGCUGGAUAAACAGCAAGAAAUCAAGCUCUGUCAAAAACCAAAUGAAAUUUCCAUUCAUCAUUUCACAUGUGAUGAGGAGUAUUUGUUUGCUGCUGUUGGAAGGGGCUUAUACGUGUAUAACCUUCAAAUGAAGCGUGUGAUUGCCUUCCAGAAAACUGCACAUGACUCCACUGUCCUUCACAUUGCCAAACUUCCAAACAGGCAGUUAAUCUCUUGUUCAGAAGAUGGCAGUGUUCGCAUUUGGGAGUUACGGGAGAAGCAGCAGCUGACGGCAGAACCUGUGCCCACAGGAUUUUUCAACAUGUGGGGAUUCGGAAGGGUGAACAAACCAGCCAACCAAACCAUUAAAAAACCACAAGAAAAUGGCACUGUGUGUUCCUUGGAGCUUAUUGGUGAUUUAAUUGGACACUCAUCUUCUGUAGAGGUGUGUUUGUUAUUGAUGUUCUUAUACUUUGAAGACCAUGGACUAGUGACAUGCUCUGCUGAUCACCUCAUUAUUUUGUGGAAAAAUGGAGAACGAGAGUCAGGAUUACGCAGUUUAAGAUUAUUUCAGAAAUUAGAGGAUGAUGGUGAUUUGAACCUUGGUUUCUAGUUUUGCUGAAUAAGGCAUUCAUGUGCAUGAACCCUGAAUAUCAAAGAUAGGCUAAGAAGAAUUUUAAGAGAUAUCUGGAAAAUUUUAAUAUAUUUAUCUUUUACAAAAUUUUAAAAUGCUUUUUUUCCCCAACUGGUGCAUAAAGUUCUGUUUUUGUUGUUGAAUCAUUGUAUUCUCUGAACUUGUAAAGAGUGAAUAUAUAUAUGUAUAUUCAUAUAUGUAUAUAUGAAGAGAGAGAAAUGUGUGUGUGUGUGUGUGUGUGUGUGUGUGUGUGUGCACGCACGUGAGUCCCUGUGGUAGAAACCAUUCCCCCUGAGAACUUUACCAGAUGGUCCUCACGUAGCUUCUGAGGUGAUCGCACUUGGAAUUACUAAAGAGGCUUUUCUGAAUUUAAAGAAACUGAAAUCCUCAGCUGAAUCUCGAAAACCUUACCUCUUUUAAAAUUGUAGGAUAACAAACCCACCCACAAGAGUCAUAUAAGGUUUAAAUUUAACGAGUAAUGGAAUGAAUUAUGCUCUUCUGAAACUUUCUGUACAAUUUAUCCCUGCUGAAAUUUCCUUUAUUACUAGGAUAGGAGAUGAAAAGGAACUAACUAGCUCUUUUCUUUUUAUAUUUUUAACCAUUCAGGGAAAUUGAAAAAACCAGUGUGGUCUAGUAGGAAGAGCACUGGCCUUCGAGGCAGGAGACCUGGGUCCUGAUGCGGCCUCAGAUACUUCCUGGCCAUGGGAACCUGGGCUAGGGGAAGUCAUUUCACUUCUGCUUCCCUCAUCUGUAAAAUGGGGAUCGGGAAUAGCACUUAAACUACCCACCUCAAAGGGUUGUUGUGAAGAAAGUGCUUUGUGAACUAUAGAGUGCUGUACCCAUGAGUUUUUGUCACUAUUCUUGAAACACUUCAAGUUGAUGUAGCCCUAAAAAUGAAUGUUUGGUUUUUUAACUAUUAAUCCAUAGGAUCAUAGAUUUAGAACUGGAAGGGACGUUAAAGAUCAUCUAAUCUGUUCCUUUUUAAAAGUAUUUUUUCAUGUGAAAGGAAAAGAAAACUUUUAUUAGUGUAUUGUAAAUUUGUAUUAUUCUGCUUGUAAACUGACUGCCUUGUAGAGUGAUCUUUUGGAGCAAAAAUAAUAUUGCCACCCAGAACAUG
Molecule: messenger RNA, 2790 nt
Organism: Vombatus ursinus (common wombat)
Lineage: Eukaryota; Metazoa; Chordata; Mammalia; Diprotodontia; Vombatidae
Gene: WDR41
Product: WD repeat domain 41
Exons: 13
Coding region: 252-1652 (466 amino acids)
Biological process (GO): regulation of autophagy
Cellular component (GO): lysosomal membrane
Molecular function (GO): protein binding
Source: RefSeq, a predicted model, not a curated record